UGACUUGCUGUUAGGUUGUAAACUGUGAUCAAACAUGAUGGCUUGGAAUGUUUUUAAACGUACUUUUGGAUCAUCAAGAAGUAUUUUACGAAACAGAUUAUCAAAAUGUAUCUAUAAAAUCGUCAAACCAAUGUCGACAGUGGAUCCUAAGGAUGUUGAACAUCUCUCUGCUUUCAAAAAUGACUGGUGGGAUGAGAACGGACGGUUUCUUGACCUUCAUUUAUAUACUCCGUUUAGAAUAAAGUUUGUGAGGGAAGGAUUGGCAAACACCGGAAUCAAAACGCAAAAUGUAGCUCUUCCGUUGGAAGGAGUCAAGAUUGUGGAUGUUGGCUGUGGCGGAGGUAUAUUGACUGAGCGUUUAGCUAGAAUAGGAGCACAAGUAACCGGAAUAGAUGUAUCGGCAGAGUUAUUAAAUGUUGCAAAAGAGCAUAUAAAAUUAGAUCCUAAUAUAUCAAAGAGAGUGAACUAUAUUCAAACAACUGUGGAAGAUUUCUCUCAAAAGGAGAGGGAAUCGUACGAUGCUGUUGUGGCGUCUGAGGUCUUGGAGCAUGUAGCGGAUGCGCAACUAUUUUUAAAGAAAUGUGUGGAACUUCUGAAACCUGGUGGAUCGAUUUUUAUAACAACAGAAAAUAGAACUAUAGCAUCUUGGUUGGUUGUUAUUAUAGGAGCGGAAUACAUUUUCAAAAGAAUACCUCUUGGUACUCAUGACUGGAAUAAAUUUAUCACACCACAUGAAGUUCAACAUAUAUUGGAUGAUUAUGGAUGCAGAACGAAAUUAAUUCAUGGAGUAAAAUUUAACCCAUUAUUACAACAGUGGUCUUGGUCGUCAUGUACAGCAAUUUUUUAUGUCCUUCAUGCAAUCAAGCAAAUAAAAGCUGACAUAUAGUUUUCAGAACAUGCAACUUUUUUGUU
This is a messenger RNA of Trachymyrmex cornetzi, 912 nucleotides long. RefSeq names its product ubiquinone biosynthesis O-methyltransferase, mitochondrial. The record is from RefSeq and is a predicted model, not a curated record. Bases 35 to 886 code for a protein of 283 amino acids. Gene Ontology annotation, cellular component: mitochondrion. NCBI's taxonomy places the organism in Eukaryota, Metazoa, Arthropoda, Insecta, Hymenoptera, Formicidae. Gene Ontology annotation, molecular function: 3-demethylubiquinol 3-O-methyltransferase activity; polyprenyldihydroxybenzoate methyltransferase activity. Gene Ontology annotation, biological process: ubiquinone biosynthetic process. The transcript has 4 exons.